UUUCAAUAUUUAAUAAUCACUUCUUUAUUUUAAAUUGUGUGACAAAGAAAAGGUACUGUAGUCACGAGAUUACCACGCAGUUUCACAUAGUUCUAAGAACUUUCGGUAUUUAUUACCACGUCUUGGGUUUUAUGAUGUUUGUGUCAAAGUUUUGUACGAUUUUUCUAGUUUUGGAGGCGACAUUUUUCACUUCAAACGUCUGUGCUUUCAGCAAAAUGGUUAAACUGGAAAGUGUUUUCCGUUUUGCCAACAUAUAUGGUGAUCACAUGGUUCUGCAGAUGAAACCUUUUAGUGCAGUGGUAUGGGGAUUCGGUGAAAUAGGACAAACAGUUGAUGUCAAGUUGGGAGGUGAAGUUCAAACGACGGAAGUAGUGAAAGGUGAGCAAAUUAAAUUCCCUGGGUACAGCUGAGGGUAAAGUGUUCUGUAGUUAGUUGUGAAUUUCCGAUUGAAGUUUCUUUUAUGGUCAGCAACCUCCCCGAUGAAGGGGAACGGAUAGUUCUGAAGUAAUUUGAUAAAGAGGGGACGAGCGAAGGGGAAACAGAUAGAACCUUCAAUCUAGCCCCAAAUAGUUGCAUCUCAGUAUUCGGCAAAGUUUCCGCACAGCCCCAUACUUCAUUAUGCAUACAGUCCUUUGUUAGAAGAAAACAAUAGCGCAAACAAUAGAUUACCUUCGGGUUGAGGUUCAAGCCUACUAACUCUUUUGAUUUACGAAAAUGAAAUACUACAUAUGAUUUUUUUCCCUCAGACAUUUCGUUUAUAAUUAGAAGGUGAACACAUAAUGCACAGUAAAACCUCUCUAAUAAGGAUAUCACAUGACCGGAGAAACUGUCUGUCUCCUGUCUGUCACUUAAUCACACGAGUGCUCACUAUAGAAUGGUGGUGUAUGUUUUUUGUCCUCUGGGUUGGAGAUUUAGUGUCUUCUUGGUAUUAGGGAUGGUCCAUUAAAUGUAGGCUAUUUUUUUAAGAAUAGUAUUUUGGUUAUUUGUAGAAAAUAAGAAAAACAAGGUAAUGUAGGUUAUUUAGGUAAAGAAUAUUUUUAAUGACGUAAUUAAGGACUGCUUUAUCAGGAUUUGCUCUGAUGAGGAAUGGAGGGGGAGGGCAGAGCUUGUGUCUCUUGCUUCCUCAAAUGAGUGUACCUUUCUUCCUAAUUUUUAUUUGCUGAACUUUGCAGUUAAUGACCAAGUCUAACAUGAAAGAUAUUGAAAGUGCUGCCACUAGAGCUGCCUUUUAUUCACUCUCUCUUUUUUAAUAUACCUACUCAUUUUGAAGGUCCUGAAGGAUCAGGAGUAUGGAAGGUGACUUUAGAUUCUCGUGGUGCUGGUGGACCCUAUAACAUUACUGCUACUUCAAAAGUGGACAAUGUCAUGAAGACAAUAACUUUAGAGGAUGUUUUGUUUGGUGAUGUUUGGGUGUGUAGUGGACAGAGCAACAUGCAGUUUACAGUGUCUCAGGUAAAUGCUUAUGUACUAAAGCACUAAACCAGUACCUGCUCUUGAUCAUCUGGUUAGAUGACCCAGACAGUCACCAAAUUAAUUUAUACCAUCUCUUCUACACUUGCCGUCCAGCAUCUAUUGGACAAAGAAAAAAAAAACCUUACUGGCCUUUUUUACUCUUUGUUUAAUCUCCAACUCAGUUAAGAGAACUUAAGAUUUUGUGUGUUUGUUUUAGCAACUUCAGUUCUUAUGGAGUGACUGAGACAGGACAAUCAAAAACUAAUUUUAGGUCAAUUAAUGUGGGGAUAUAAACCAAAUUUCUCCAGAUUUAAAUUUUCAGUAGCUUUUAAACCUUUUAAUUUUUCAUAAAUCCAGGUUUAUGGAGUAGAAAGCAAUUAGGACUCAAUUCUUGUGUGUAACUGUUAUUUGUAGUAAUGGGAGUAGUAUAACAUGAUAAUUGGAUUUUAUUAUGGGAACGUGUUCCCACCAAAAGCAUAGCUCCAUUUUCUGCAUAUAAACACACUCACAACCCAAAAUUCCUCAAUUUCCUCUGACAAAGGGCUAAUGCUUGAAACAGCUUUAAAAUUUUUUGGAAUAGCCAAUUUAUGCGACCAAUUCAUUUGAUAAAUUACCAAAGUAUCUUAUUUGUAGUGAACAAGAACAACAAGGUUAUUAUUGCAUUUUGUCAUCGUAUCAUAGAUGGUAAUCAGGAGUUAGAUCAUGAUCUGGCUUUUGUCAAUUUCUCUCUAUGGUAGACACCCAUCUUCCAAGUUCUGUUUUUCAAUUCCAACUCUGUAAGAUUCAUGCAAAGAGAAUCUCUCUUUGUCCUGUGCAACAGGUUUUACUGGUUGGGGGAGAAGGGAUGGAAUUGGGGUCAAUAUGCUCAGACUUUUUCUUGGGGGUGGGUCGGUGGUGCAUCGUAUACAUGUCCAGAGUUGAUGGUGUAGACUUGCUCUAAAGACAGGCAUAUCUGUAUGCCUGUUUUUGUGUCCUAUUGUUUAUAGAUCACAUGCACUGUCCUGUGGUGAUCUUCAAGACAAGAAAGAAAAGAAUCAUCUUAGUGGACAACAUCAAGUACAAGACAAUGUAACUCUGAAGUUUUCUUACACUCAAUCCAUUUGGCUCUCAGUCAAGGGGUCCCAGUCAAUCUUAACUUGUCAAUGAUAGGAAAAUUACAAAAAGUUGGCCAUGGAAGGCUCGUGUACAGUUUUUUUUUAUGACCAGUUUGCAGAUUUUCCUCCUUAGUAAAAUAUCAGUUCAUGCUCAGUUUAAAUAUCAUGUAAAAUUUUAUGCUAGGUGUACUUGUCUCUGAAUAAUUUUUAGGCAAUCAAUGCUUCAGAGGCAUCCAAAGAGGCAGACAAUUAUCCAGAAAUCAGAUUAUUUACUGCAAGUCUUAUUGAAUCUGAAACGCCUUUAUAUGAGCUUAAGGAAGUUGAACAGCCAUGGAGUGUUGCUUCAUCUGGUAAGGCAAUUUCCAUUUUGACAGUGAUGCAUUAGUUGGUAUCAAAUCAAUAAAAAAAUGGCAAUCAUCUCAAAAAUGGUUCUAGUAACAGUAAUGGCAGUAAAGUAACAGUAUUAACAAUAACAAUAUGCUAAGAUUGAGAAUCAAACGUGAAAUGAUAUAAAACAAAACCAGAUGCCAGUUUCAGAAUUUGAUGUUCAAAACUUAAACUAAUACAACCAUUAAACCACUUUUCUGAAAGCGAGUACACCUAAUUAUUUAUUUAGUAAAUUGUCAUACUAUUUUUUUUCUCCAAGAAACUGUCAAUGGAGGUACCUGGAAAUAUUUCUCAGCUGUCUGUUGGUUUUAUGGCAAGAACCUUUAUGACCAGUUUAAGAGACCAUUAGGUUUAGUUGCCACUGACUGGGGAGGCACGCCAGUGGAAGCUUGGUCCUCACCAGAUGCCUUGCGAAAAUGCAAUGUAACUGGCAACAAAGUAGACAACUUGUAAGUCCCUUGGGAGAUAGGUUUUUCAGUGUGCUGCAGACUUUUGGUUGUGGUAAAGAAUCACUCAUAGAAUUAACUGUGCAUGCUGGACCAAGAUGAUGAUACUUUAGUAACAGUUUUAUAUAGUACAAAGAGUUUACUAUCUAUUACUUUUCUUGUAUGAGGAUUUGUGCCUGGAUUCUUGAACAUACUGGUGCUGGCAACCUUGACAUACUAACUUCUAACUAAUUUAUUUUCAAACUUUUGUACUGCAAGAUCAGUUUAUAACCUGAUCAGGUUUUGCACAUGCUAAUGGUUGGCAAGCUAUAUUUUUUGAUGGGGUGGUUAGGUAUAUGAUGUGCUCACUGUUGUGAUUAGCCCUACUGAAAGGUGUAAAUGCUAGGGACCUGGGACCUAGGAGUGUAAAGGGAAAGGAAUUAUUUGUUACUAGAAGCAAACACUCAAUACUAACGUAGCAUUUUUAAAAUCACCUUUUAAAAAUCAUGUCACCUUUCUUUAAGAUACUUGUUGCCUGAAGAUGAGUCAUUCAAGGGGCCCCAGUCACACUCUGUGUUGUACAAUGCAAUGAUCCAUCCAUUUCUGAACAUGACCAUAUAUGGAGCAAUUUGGUAUCAAGGUGAAGCAAAUGCUGGAGCUCCAUAUAAUUACAACUGUACAUUUCCUGCAAUGAUUGAUGACUGGCGCUCCAAAUGGUUCUAUGGAACUGACGAACUCACAGACCCUGAAUUUCCUUUUGGAUUUGUUCAAGUGAGUAAUGAAAACAAUUUUUAGAUCAAUGAAAGUCUCUUAACAACUGUGCACCUACCCCUCCCCUAACCCAACAUUAACCCUACUUUGUUAUCAGUUGACUAUUGUUAGUUAAAGGGAGGAGUAGGUGCUGACAUUGAUCCCAAUUUUUUGCUUGGUUUUUAAAAUUGAGGGAUCAUUUGCAGAGAGUUUGAAAAAAAUGUUUUUCGUUUUAAACCCCAAGUUGUCAGCCAAUGGAAAUGACUCAACCAUUGCAGAUGGAUUUCCUGUCAUUCGAUGGGCUCAAACUGCCAAUUAUGGCUAUGUGCCGAAUCUCAGGGAAACUAACGUAUUCAUGGCUGUGGCGAUGGAUUUGGGAAACGCCUCGUCACCAUAUGGCAGUGUCCACCCAAAUGAUAAACAAGACGUUGGGUAUCGUUUAGCACUUGCCGGACGAGCAGUUGCCUACGGGGAUCUGGAUGUGUACUAUUCUGGGCCAAUUGUAUCUGAUGUUAUAAUUACCGCUCCAGCAAAGUCUAACACAACAUGGAUUGCGACGGUGAAAUAUCAUCACGAAAGUGUGGGUUUAGGAGGAAUUGAACUGCGGUCAGACCACGGAUUCGAGGUAACUUGUCAAAUCUAUUUCCCGAAGUUGUUUAGUAAUUUAUUAUGUUUACCAAGUUGGCCACACCCUUAACCAUGUGUUUCUUCACUUGAUUGGUAAGUACAUUCUGGUAACGUGCUUUCAUGUCAAACUCAUAACUACAUUAUUUGUCUAUAGUUCUACUGCGCGUUGCCUGGCCAAUCCGAAAUCACUCAGGCCAAGAUUGUCUCAAGCGACUUCAGCUCAGUGCACGUAACUGGGGACUGCCCUCAUGAGAUGUCUGUGCAAGGAAUACGAUAUGCUUGGUACACAAAGCCUUGUGAUUUUAAAAAGUGUGCUGUCUACAGCAAGGAAAAUGACCUACCGGGACCUCCUUUCACGUGGAAUGCGCCUGUUAAUUAAAGGAACACUUUUCGAGAAAGUGCCGCCCCCAUGAAGAGGACAGUCAUCGAAACCAAGCAAAUGCAGUUGAUGUAUUUUUGAUGCUGAUAGAAUUGAAACAAUUUUCUUUGAUAUCAUUUUAAAGCUUAGCCAAUUGGAUUUUAAGUUAAACAAAUAACGUUUCAAUAAUCAGGAUGAUGAUAAUACAAGUUCAUAUUGGGAUCAGUCGUACAGAUUUGACCAAAUAUUAGUUUUCGAUAUCAUUUGAAGUGAUGUAAAACAGUCUGUUGUAAUCUUAAUAUUUCAUUUAUAAAAGGUAAGUUAUUGAGUCAGAAGUCGGAUGAUCUGUAUAAUAAGCUGAAUAACACGCGCAUUUGGACUUUUACUUAUGAUCUAUUAGAGA
Messenger RNA from Pocillopora meandrina, 5496 nucleotides. The record is from the annotation of a GenBank genome assembly. NCBI's taxonomy places the organism in Eukaryota, Metazoa, Cnidaria, Anthozoa, Scleractinia, Pocilloporidae.